CGGUGAUGACGUGCUUUCCGCAGAAAUGUUGCUAGCAACUGGUGCCUCGAUACCGACAAUUGCCGGUGCCAUCGAGGAGGAAUACGCUCAAAGCGAAGCAAAUAGUGGUCCAUGCGAUGGUUACGUUACAGAUCAUACAGAUCUUGCUUCGGAAAUUGACAUCGAUGAAUCCGAAUAUCGUCGAGAGUUGUUAAACGACAGAUGGCGAUUAUUAUUCGAUAAGUUUGAUCCCGAAGGAUUUGGAGAAAUACCAAUUGAGGAUUUUUUCAUAGCUUUAAGAAGUCCAGAUUGGCUCGCUGAAAUUCCAGCAAAUAAAAGGGACAUCCUUUUUGUCAGGGCAAAGGAAAUCAGUGCACAUGCGAUUACAUUUCAGGAUUUCGUUAAUGUGAACCUGGUAGGCGGCCCAUUACAUGAUUACAAGAAGCUACAAAAGGUACCGGAACGAAGAUAUCUAUGGACCCUGAGGCCACCCACUGAGAUUCGCAUCAGUGUCAUUUUCUUCGGCACGCGCUAA
This is a messenger RNA of Leptopilina heterotoma, 514 nucleotides long. RefSeq lists its product as uncharacterized. NCBI's taxonomy places the organism in Eukaryota, Metazoa, Arthropoda, Insecta, Hymenoptera, Figitidae. The record is from RefSeq and is a predicted model, not a curated record. The coding region runs from base 26 to 514 and encodes 162 amino acids. The transcript is spliced from 4 exons.